This is a messenger RNA of Sodiomyces alkalinus F11, 2719 nucleotides long. RefSeq names its product AFG2 protein. Gene Ontology annotation, cellular component: cytoplasm. The record is from RefSeq and is a predicted model, not a curated record. Bases 328 to 2670 code for a protein of 780 amino acids. Lineage: Eukaryota; Fungi; Ascomycota; Sordariomycetes; Glomerellales; Plectosphaerellaceae. The transcript has 2 exons. Gene Ontology annotation, molecular function: ATP binding; ATP hydrolysis activity.
ACACACUUACGAUGAAGUCUCAUGGGUAUAUUGGGUCGAUUGCUUCGUACUAGUUAAUUCAUCUCCUGGUCUGACAAGGUACUUUACCUGUCGAGCGAUAGUGGCCUUGUUUCUAUAACUGUACCCCUGCAGAUAUAUCAUGUACACCUGUGAGCGAGGGGUCAUUUUCCAAAGCUUCCAUCACCAACUCAUCACUUGACUCAGCUUCACUCAACUUAUUAACUCGGCUCAACUGAGCUCAACUGAGCUUGGCUCCUGCGUCCUCUUGAAAGUCCUUCCUGACGGGCUCUUUGGAAACAAAGAGGAAAAGAAAACGAAGAGGGGAAAAUGAGCAACAAUACCGGAAUCAAUACCGGAAUCAAACCGAAGGAGAUCACGGUCAAGGUCCGUCCAGUAUCCGAAUGCGACCGCAGUCAAGACAAGGCAACUCUUCAAGGGUUUUCAAGAGCAUGGGUCAACAAGGAUGCCCUCAUAUUCCUCACCGGGGGUGUUGAGAGCGGUAAACGCUGCUGGGUUGAGCGCACUGUCCCUGCCACGGCUACCGCUGCCCCCAAAGAUGCGACCUCAGAGACAGCACCGGGUUCAUCACCUGGCUUAGGCGAUCCUGUCCGCCGACAGGCGCUUCUUUCGUUGUUGCCAGGCUCCAAGAUGCCCCAGAACAUCGUCUUCAUGACAGAAGCCUACCGGAAGGCUUGCGGGUUUCACCUUGGGGAUAUUGUGACCAUCAGACCGGACCAAGAUAUGGCGGUACCGUCCGCCCAAUUCGUGGAGGCCGAGCCCCUGGAUGAGAUAGGCAGUGAGCAGGAGACUGCUUCUUGGGAGGGCGCCGCCUGGUUUCAGCUUAAACGCGCUGGUCACGUCCUGCCCGGUCUCCGAAUUGACUGCACCGUGGCCGGGUUCAAAAAGUCCCUUCAAAUCCGCGCCGUCGACUCAAAGACGGACAACGUCGCUUCAUUUGGCGAGACCUCGGUUAUUCGAAUUCGUAAUGUCUCGCCUCUCCCUGACGGCGUCCCUGCGGCCCCCAAGAAACUAGAGGUCACAGGCAUCCCCGGGCUUGCGGCCGAGGAGAAGAAACUCAAUCGCUUCUUCAGGGGGUUCAACACGACUUUCCUGCACAAGGGACAGCAACGAUCUUGCGGUAUCGUGAUCCACGGCGGACGAGGCGCCGGUAAGAGCUACGUCUUGGAUCGGAUUGCCGCCACUGGUUGGGGUAAGGUGUUUAGAAUCGAGGAGAACGACAAGUCUUCCACCGUCGAGGAAGCCUUCAAGCAGGCCAGCGCUCAACGGCCCAGCAUCAUCCUCGUCGACGGACUCCACGCCUUGAUAGGCAAGGACCGGCCAAACUCCGGCACCAUCGCCACCAAACUCGGCCAACAGCUGGACCAGCUAGCCGAGGAGGCCUGGAAGACCGACACCCUGCCGAAAGUUCUCGUGGUUGCCAGCUGCCUCGAUUACAUGACUGACGUGCCAGCCGAGCUGCAGAAACUGACUCGGUUCGAGCGAAACAUUCCGCUCUCCAUUCCGAACGCCCAGGGACGGCGGGAGAUCUUGGAGACAUUAAGCGGCCCCUUGCCUCCGGAGGACAAGGAAAGCAUGCUGACCAUGCUGGCCCAACAAACCCACGCGUUCAAUCCUUCGGAUCUCUGCCGCCUCAUGGGCCACGCCGUGGAAAUCCUGGCUGAGCGCCUCGACCCGCUCCAGGAGAACGCAACAACCUCGGAGGGGGAGCCGGUGCCCUUCGUCAGCAGGGAGGAUCUCGAGCAGGCUCUUCGUUCAACACGUCCCACGGCCAUGCAUGACGUGAAUCUCAAGCCGCCGACGAUCCACUGGCAAGAUGUUGGCGGGCAGGAGGGUCUCAAGAAAGCCCUGCGGAGGAUGAUCGCGCUCACGACAACGACGGACCCCGAGGUUCACAAGCUCAUCCUCGACCCUCCCAAGGGCCUCCUCCUCUACGGACCCCCCGGUUGCUCCAAAACGCUUUCGGCCCAGGCCAUGGCGACCGAAUCAGGCUUCAACUUCUUCGCCGUCAAAGGCGCCGAGCUGCUCAACAUGUACGUGGGCGAGUCGGAGCGCGCCGUGCGACAACUCUUCGAGCGCGCGCGGGCCGCCAGCCCGAGCAUCAUUUUCUUCGACGAGAUCGACUCGAUCGGCGGCGCGAGGAGCGGGGGCGGCGGGGGCGGCAGGGGUGGCAUCAACCGUUCGCAGGGCUCGGUCAACAUGCUGACGACGCUGCUCACCGAGAUGGACGGCUUUGAGGCCCUGACGGGCGUGCUGAUCCUCGCCGCCACGAACCGGCCGGAGGACAUGGACCCGGCACUCCUGAGACCGGGUCGCUUCGAUCGGGUCGUCUACGUCGGGCUUCCGGAUCUGGCGGGCCGAGAGGCCAUCUUCAGUAUGAACCUCGGCCGUCUGCGCAUCGCUGACGACGUCGACAUGGGCGAGCUGGCGGAGCUUUCGGAUGGGUUUUCGGGUGCCGAGAUCAAGCAGAUCUGCUCGAUGGCCUCCAACCGCGCCAUCGACGCGUGGCUGGACGGCGAGAGGUCGGGAGAGGAUAGCGUGAUUCGCAUGGGGGAUGCUGUGGAGGCUGUCAACACUUUACCGCGGGGUGUCACACCGGCCAUGUUAGACGAUUACGAGCGAUGGGCCAGACGCUUCGCGAAGCAGGUAUAGAAGAAAGCAUACGGAUAGAAAUGAAAAUACCCUGGUGUCUUGUAUCAGA